AUGAUUCCAGAAGAACACAUGCACAGAAAAGCCUGGUACAGAGCAUGGCUGAUCCAAAGAGACGUCGACACAACGACUAAAAUGUGCUCAAAAUAUAUAUAUAUAUAUAUUUUUUCCUUACUGCUUUUAGGUCAAACUUUUCCAAAAACCGGUCAGACCGUUGUUGUCCAUUAUACCGGAACAUUAGACAAUGGACAGAUAUUUGAUUCAUCACGAGACCGAAAUAAGCCUUUUAAAUUUCAAAUAGGGAAAGGAGAAGUUAUUAGAGGAUGGGAUGAAGGAGUAGCUCAAAUGAGUUUAGGUCAAAGAGCAAAACUGAUCUGUUCUCCUGAUUAUGCAUAUGGUUCAGUUGGACAUCCAGGAAUUAUUCCACCAAAUGCAACUCUAACAUUUGAUGUCGAGCUUAUUAAGUUAGAAUAACUCAAUUCAACCUUUUGUGACAUCAGUUUUGAAUAUCAGCUACCUGUCUACUAAACUUUUUUUUUAUUUUAAAUUGCUUUUAAUUUGAUGUGAUUUAUAAAGGUUUUCACAUCUUUUACUGAUUUUUUAAAAAUUUUAUUGUACUUGUACAGAAAGCAUUUAAUAUUUUUACUUUAAGAAAUUUAACUAUUGCUAUAUACUAAAAUUACAUAUUGAUACAUCAAAAUUCCUUUGUUUUGAAAUAUAUAUUUAAUUAUUUCCAACAACUUAUAAAGGUAACCAAAAAUUUUUUAUUGUCUAUAUUCAUAAAUUAUUAACAACAUUUAUUUAUAUUAUUAUAAU
Centruroides sculpturatus (bark scorpion) is the source of this 762-nucleotide messenger RNA. Its product is annotated as 12 kDa FK506-binding protein-like. The record is from RefSeq and is a predicted model, not a curated record. The coding region runs from base 1 to 420 and encodes 139 amino acids. The transcript is spliced from 5 exons. Gene Ontology annotation, molecular function: peptidyl-prolyl cis-trans isomerase activity. Lineage: Eukaryota; Metazoa; Arthropoda; Arachnida; Scorpiones; Buthidae.